GCCGCCAACUUCAAGCUAUCUUUGGGCGAUGUCAUCCUGGUCGCAACAGGGCCCUUGUUUAACUGAAGCGGAUAGGAACGCGGUCACGUCGUAAUGCCGCGCGUUCAUCUCAAUUUAGCCUCAGACGCACACCCCGAAAUCGAGCCCCUGGUCCACUGUUGAGAACUCUUUUGUGAUCUCCUUGUUGUUUUUCCGCAGUGUAAGUGUGGGAGUUCAACCAUGUGCUCAGUAACCCCAAGCCCGGCUAAAAAAUCUUCUUGGGAAGUCUUUACUUCUGCUCAAUCAUGAUUGCCCUGAAAGGGAUGUAUAUACACAUUGGCGUCGUUCGCUACACUCGGCAUAUCAUUCCGGUGACAGCGUGUAGUAGCGUUGGCCUAUCCUGAUUCUGCGGUGACAAUGAUACGUCUUUAUGUGUCCCAUGUCAUCGUCAUCAGAUCCGUUAAAUAAAGAGCAACGAAGCUGCGCUCCAUGAGUCCUCGCUCCCCGGUCCUCCUCACUCCGUAUCCCCAUGCUGUUCCUCUUUCAGUUGGCGUACUCUGUCCUGUGGGUUUCGCUUUAUGGCAAAACCUCAGCACAGUUACAGGCAGCUGCUGCCGACAGUCCGCAAUUCACAGCUUGUCCUGCCGGGACAAAUCUCAUUCGUCCGGCAUCAGUGUCAUCCAGCGGCCCAACUCAGCAAUCUCUUAGCACGUUUGAAAGCAAAUACAUCUCAACACGAGGCACGACUGUUCUUCCUGCCGCUUGGGCUUCUUAUUUCAAUACUGUCUCUUCUUAUUCACGUGCCCACGGUCUUUCUAGUCAGAUUCCUGCUUACGUCUCGCAGAUCCUGACAUCACACGCUCCUUCUGUCUUCCCAAGACUUGGCGUGGCUGCGAGUGGUGGAGGGUACCGUGCAGCGAUCUUCGGUGCCGGUGUCCUGGAUGCUCUUGAUUCUCGGAAUGCGACGUCAAAUAUGGCAGGAUUGGGAGGGCUGCUGCAGUCUGCGUCUUACAUUACUGGAUUGAGUGGGGGGAGCUGGCUCAUUCUAUCGCUUUCUCAGGCGGAUUUCCCUCCCCUUCCAGAAUUGGUUUUCGGUCCUUCGCAACCUGGUUCGAAACCUUUCGAUGGUUGGAACGCGCAGUUCGAUAUCACUCAGGCUGGAGGGACAAAUGCGUCUCUAACUGCUGCGUAUAUAUCUACGAUUAUACAAGAAAUCGUUGGGAAGGCCAAGACGGGGUUCCCGGUCACUUUCGCCGAUGUCUGGGCGAGGGCACUCUCGCGGCAUUUCGUGACGGGGACGAGAGGCGAUGAUAUAUCGACAUUCUUUGCAACAAAUGUCACCCAUGGAGCGGGUGUAACAUUAUCUGGCCUGACGGGACUAUCCACCUUCAAAAGCCAUACACAGCCGUUUCCGAUUGUGCUAGCGGAUGUAUUGUCCAGCAAUGGAAACAAGUCGAACAUAUUUAACGAAACUGGCAUCUUCGUGCCGCUCAGCAAUACCAUAUACGAGUUCAAUCCGUUUGAAUUCGGGUCGUUCGAUCCAAUGGUGGCGGCCUUCACUCCCACUCAAUUCUUAGGGUCUCCAAACAAUUCCAUUUGCGUGACAAACUUCGAUCAGUUAUCUUUCGUGGAGAGUGCAUCUUCGAAUUUGUUCAACGAGUUCAAUACUUCUGCUGAGGCCCUGCAGAACUCACCUAUUGGCCCCAUAAUCGCGCUACUAAACGCGUCCAUACCUCAAUCACCUGCUGUUGAAUUGGAUGCGGCAUCGGUGCCCAAUCCAUUCUUCGGAGUCCCCGGUACGCAAGGCUUCGUAAACCUUGAUGCGGAAGAGAAGUUCCUCAAAUUGGUCGAUGGAGGUGAAAAUGGUGAAAUCGAUCCAUUACAACCGCUCCUAGUCCAGGCGAGAGAAGUGGACACCAUUUUCGCAAUUGAUGCACCCGCAGAUAACGCGGAUAAUUUUGCUGAAGGCUUCUCCAUAAUUGCUUCGCAGCAACGAGCUUCGCUGUUCCCCUCUGUCUAUUCCUUCCCGCCCGUUCCUACGACAGUAUCUGAAUUCGCAGCUCGCAACCUCACAAAGCGACCGACGUUCUUCGGCUGCAAUAGUUCGACAUCCCUUCAUUCACUCCAUACUCCUCUCAUUAUCUAUAUUGCAAAUGGGGCCCCUCCGCUCGGCCAAGAACCGCUCACUAACACGGCAACUAUGCAAACCACCUACGAACCUGAGCAAAUCAGAGGAAUGUUGAACCAAGUGUUUGAUAUCGCCACGCAAGGCAUUCCUCACGUGAAUCAAAGAACUGGCACCUUGGAAAAAGAUGCCGAGUGGCCCGUUUGCCUGGCUUGUGCUGUCGUGGAUAGGGCGAGAGCGCGGUUGGGGGUGAAGAGAAGUGGCAUUUGUGCAUCCUGUUUGGAUAGGUAUUGCUGGAGUUGACAUCAUAUGCGGUAGAUGUAAGGGACCAGCGAUACAUGCGCCAAAUCACAAAAGGGUAGCAUCGGUCUUCGAAUGCGUCUUGUGGAAUGUGUGCUUGCGGCCAUCUGCCGAAGAGUCUUCCUUUGUCGCAAAUGAAUGGGUACUCCGUUGGAAGGCCUUGAGCAAAACCAUAACCUCAGAACUUCAACAAGCCUUUCGCCACCAGUGAGGGCAUAUGCGAUCUUAUUUCAGCCUGGACGGACGAUGAGAGCGGGUGAGGCUCAUUUCCUGUCACAUCAAUUGCUAUGCACCGCAUGCAUUCAAGUUGGGUGAAACGAGACAUCAUGCGCUCCAACUCAGCCCAAAUGUCCAUCGAGAAAUAUGCCGGUAUAUCUUGGUCCCAACGCAUGGCCUCGAACUCGAUCGUUAUGUUGUGAAUGCGGGUGGGUAGGGAGUCAAUUGCGAGAAUAGCAUCCAAAAGCGGGUUGCGUGGUUCUGGAACAAGGAUGCUGACCUCUCUAAGCGAGGUGAACUCCCGAAGGUUUAAAAGGUUCCAAGGCACACCGCCUGCAGACAUGGUUAUAUGUUAUCUUGCUCUCUACGGCUGUCCCAUACGCAGAAAGACCAGAUGCUUCUUGAUGCGGACAUCAAGCUCUCGAAGGGCUUGAAAAAGCCCCGGGUUCACGAUCCACCCCACAUCCAAGUGAGUUAAUGAAUCGACUGUUGAUGUAAUCGAUAGAGCGGCAAGGAGGGCAGGGGUCCCUUCGCAACUGUGGUCCGCCUUGAAGCUACGCAAGGCAAGAUGGUUGGGGAAAAAAUCAGAAGGGUAGUCAAGAGGAUCCUCUAUGUUCAAGAGACGGAGUUCGCGAGCGUGAGGGAAAAGGGAAAGAAGCGGAAAACAUUCUACGGAAGUACCAAUAUCACCUGAGCUAGUGAAAUGCACUGUCUCAAAAGUUAGAGAUUUAAUGAGAGGGUACGAAGCAAGUGGGUUAAGUGACGAGUGUUUAACCC
Messenger RNA from Somion occarium, 3397 nucleotides. NCBI's taxonomy places the organism in Eukaryota, Fungi, Basidiomycota, Agaricomycetes, Polyporales, Cerrenaceae. The record is from the annotation of a GenBank genome assembly.